Molecule: messenger RNA, 2946 nt
Organism: Rhinolophus ferrumequinum (greater horseshoe bat)
Lineage: Eukaryota; Metazoa; Chordata; Mammalia; Chiroptera; Rhinolophidae
Gene: CYYR1
Product: cysteine and tyrosine rich 1
Exons: 4
Coding region: 233-748 (171 amino acids)
Source: RefSeq, a predicted model, not a curated record
GAGAGACAAAGAGACGUGGGCACCAGCACUGCCCUGCUCGGCCGCCGGGGCUCCCGUCGCAGCUUCCGGGGCAAUGGCCUGGUCCCCGCGCGACCCCCCUCUCGGGAGCGCAGCUCUCUCCAUCUGACCGCCUCCAUCCCCUUCCCGUUCCGGGCUCUCCCUUCCCUCGCAGCCCUGGCUCCAGUCUCUCUGUCCAUCUGUCCUGGUGCGCAACCUCGGGCCACCGGCUUGGAUGGAUGCGCGGAAGCUGCCCGUGCGUCCAGGGGUCUUGCUUUCGAAGUUGGUCCUGUUCUUCGCCUACGCAGAUGAUUGCCUUGCUCAGUGUGGCAAUGACUGCAGAUCUUACUGCUGUGACGGGACCACGCCUUACUGUUGCUCCUACUACGCCUAUAUUGGGAAUAUCCUCUCGGGCACGGCAAUUGCUGGCAUCGUGUUUGGAAUUGUAUUUAUCAUGGGUGUCAUUGCUGGAAUCGCCAUAUGCAUCUGCAUGUGCACGAAAAACAGCCGCGGGACCAGGGUGGGGGUCAUCCGGACCGGUCACCUCAGUGCCGCCACCUCCUGUCCUGUCCCACCGCCCCCCUAUAAUUAUGACCAUGAGAUGGAAUACCGUGCAGAAUUGCCUCCUCCCUACUCCCUGACACCACAACCUUCAGCCCAGCGUUCUCCACCCCCUCCUUAUCCUGGAAAUUCCCAGAAACAAUCCUCCCGGAACAGAAUAUGUGCCAAUCUGAGAUCUUUCCCGGAGUAAAACACCUACUCAAAAACAGAUAGGAUUUCUCUAAGAAAUACUGUUUGGGGUCAAACAAUAUAUCAAGUGGAAUGUUCAGGCUAAGAAAUACGGGGAUUUUACCCCUCACAGAGCUGACCGCAUCUGGAGUUAUUAUGUUUGGUUUGAUUAGACAACAUUUGAAGAGAUCUGCUGAUCAACGAAAACACAUUCAGAGAAGAGUAAUGAGAUAGACAAAAUGUCUGAAAAGCAUGUUGCUUAAGGAAAUUGCACUACUGCUCCUGGAAAAGAGAAGAUUAAUGUAAGACAGGAAAAUAGCCACUAUGUUCUAUAUUCUAUGUAGCUUUAAAAGUCAGAACUAGAAUUGUUCAUUCCUUCAUUCAUCAAUAAAUGCAGAUCAAGCGCAUAAGAACCUACUCUGUGCCUUAUACUGUUUGAAGCCCUGGAUGGAAGUUGCAGGACCUUUGAUUUCAGUAUAAGAACAGGGAACUUUGAUUUCAGUAUAAUAAAGAGCAAUUGGAGAUUUUGUGAAGUGCUCUGGUACCAAGACUUCAAUGAGAACCUGUGCUGACUGUCGGGUAGUGACAUGCUCUAGAAGGGAUAGCUGAAUCAAAUGGCAGAAUGGUCCACCGGGCACUCAAAAGCUCUGCUCAUGUUUUAGGUAGGUAUGGGGUAAAUUUUUGUGCCUCCAAGAAUGAAUACAACUGGAGUUAACUGGAGAGUUAAACAGGAUCAAAGGAAUUCAAUAGCACCUUGAAGCCAAGAACUCUUCAAUGCUAGCUUCUGCCACCUAAAAAUCAUCUGAUUUUAAUUAGAGUAUUAUGACAAGGUUAUUCCUUAUUCCAACUGGGGGGAAAAUAAUUGUGUCAAGUUCCAUAAGCAACAGAUUCUUCACUCCAGAUUAAAAGAGAUUAGAAGCCAAAUAGUCCCACGGGAUUUUAUAUCAGGGAGUAAAAAAUCUCAGGACUUGACCAUGAAGAUACAUAAGUUUAUAAAAGAAGAGGGAAAUAUGAAGUUUGGAUUCUGUUCCAUGUAAUUCCAUUCAUAGGUAGCUUAGACAAAUUUCUGUUUCUCUUUUGUGAUAUUUUGGUAAUCUGUUCCCUUGAAAAAAUUAUAAUUAAUGGAAAGGUUAAGAUAUCAAAUUGUUGCCUUUUGCCAAAAUCCAAAUGUUAUGAAGUGCCUCUUUCGAUGCAAAAGUUGUUAAUAAAUAGUUCUAAUAUGCUACAUUUUGCUGUAAGUGACCUUAACAUUUAUAUUUUUAUGUUGGUCCUUUUCAUGUAUUUAAAAUUUACAUUGAAAAAAUUUUGGAAAUAGAUGAUGAAAUUUUUGUAUCACUUGCAAUUAAAUCUAAAAUUUUGAAUCCAAAAUCAUUAUGAUUCAGUGAACUCCCAAAACAAUGCUAAGAAUUUUACUGAAUAAAACAAUUAAAAGAAAUAUCUUAAGGUAUAUAGUGUCUAUAUUUGUAGAUAGGAAAUUUAGUAGCUAAUACAACAAGCAAAUUCUACUUUCAAAUAUAUGGAUCUGACUGAAAUAUGGUUUCACUGCCAGUGAGAUCUAAAAUCUAGAUUUGUUUUGAAGGACUUACUUGAUUUUCCUGAUUUUUUUUUUUUAAUGAAGAUGCAAUGCAUUCAAGAGUUCCAGCCUAUUCUAAUGACUGAGAUUUUAGCACAAUUUUAACAGUGCUUUAAUGUAUUUCUCUUCUGAAAGUGUGAUCAGACCCAAUUACACCAUAGCUAUGCAACUCAAAGUGCCAGGGUCUCUGUGAUUUUCAGAAUGUUGGCUGCAAAUGCACCAUAUAUUUCUUAAGAAAAACAGAGAAGACAAGACCAGUGGAAAUUGAAUUCUCAUCAUCUUCACUGUCAAUAAACAUUUAUUGCAGACUUCCUAUGUUCUGUAAACAUUACCCACAUAGGAGCCAUUUCAGUGCACAUUGUCUCUCUUCUUUGAGAGAUUUAUGGCCUCCCGGAAGGUAUAUCACAGACCCAUAGAUCUACAAUAGAUGAGUAUUUUUAUUAUUUGUAUUUAGUGUCACCAUAGCAUAAAUGUGCACAUUAUCAGUAUAGACUUUUGGAGUUCACUGAUUGUUUUCAUACAUGACACAUGUUGGGGGAAAAUAGUAUAUCAUGUGAAAGCUUUGAAUUAUGGUUAUUUAAAAACUAAUGUAUUUGCUGAGGCCAAAAUGUUUACAAUAAGCAAAUAAAAUGAAACAACCCAUUAUA